Molecule: messenger RNA, 252 nt
Organism: Eruca vesicaria subsp. sativa (arugula)
Lineage: Eukaryota; Viridiplantae; Streptophyta; Magnoliopsida; Brassicales; Brassicaceae
Source: the annotation of a GenBank genome assembly
AUGAGCUCGCGGGUAGAUGUUGGUGUCCCAAAAAUUGAGGUUGAAAUGACUGUCACGGUCUCAGCCGCUGGUCAGAAGAUGAUUAUCCGCUACGAGGUUGACGAAUCCCAAAAAACGGUGAACCCGUACCAUAACUUUUUACUCAUGGCACCUUUCCUCAACAUCAUCGUGACAAUGUUUAUAGUCACAAGGUGUUGCCGCCGCAGCAUAUUUGACAACACAAGUGUUAGAAAAUCAGUUUCUCUAAAAUAA